Lytechinus pictus (painted urchin) is the source of this 3071-nucleotide messenger RNA. Its product is annotated as complement factor H-like. The coding region runs from base 320 to 2275 and encodes 651 amino acids. The record is from RefSeq and is a predicted model, not a curated record. The transcript has 12 exons. NCBI's taxonomy places the organism in Eukaryota, Metazoa, Echinodermata, Echinoidea, Temnopleuroida, Toxopneustidae.
AGUUUAAAAAUUACUUGUUUAAAAGGUCUUAAAAUGUGUGGUGUGGCCCGUUGUGGCGAAGUUGUUUGCACUCUCUUUUGAGAAAUUGAAAUGUAAGGAAAGUUUGGACAUGAAAAGGAAGACUGUUAUAAAUCAAUGUGCCCUGAUAAGAAAAGUACUUAACGCGGACGCAAGUUUUAGAAUUUCGCAAUAGUCAACUGUAAAUUCUUUGUGCAUUUGUCAGUAUUGGAGGAACCACUAUCUUGUUAUUUCUGUAUGGUCGGGGCAAAAGGUUUUUCGUUGCGGACUGUUCUUCGGAAUAACGAUAUCGGACGUGGAAAUGUGGAUGUGGAAAUGGUGUAGUAGCGGAGAUCGUGUGCCUAAGUGGGAAGCCAGGGAGGCCGUAAGCAUGAGCCUUUGGGGUUCAAAACUCAGCCUAACCACGACAGUUUUAUUCCUUUCAGGACUGGUCCUUACAGCGACAGGGCAAACAUGUGGAACCCUCUGCCCACCACCUGACGUAUUAGGCGGUGGAACAGUAACUUUUUCCCCCAACCAGACAUGCUAUGAUGAAGGUUCAUCUGUGAACGUCACUUGUAGUGGAUACCUAUUCGGAGUAACAGAUAUUGGAGAAUGCUUCAAUGGAUAUUGGGAAACACCGCAGCAACCAACGUGCGAAGAAUCUAAUUGCCCUGUGCCCACAGCUCCCCAGAAAGGCUCAUAUAGCCCAUCGGAUAGUAACUCAUUGUACGAUGAGAUUGAGUACUCAUGUGACGAAGGCCUCUUCCUUGAUGGUCCCAGCAUGGCAGUUUGUACUGGGACAGGGCAGUGGUCUCCAAAUACUACACUAUCAUGCUCUGGGAAUUGCACGAUUCCUGUAAUUACCAACGGAGAAGGUACAUCAUCUGACGACGUACUUCAAGAAGGGAGUCAAUUAACUAUCACGUGUUCGGAAGGCUAUUCUCUGAUUGGUGUAGCCAAUGUCACGUGCCACAGUGAGGAAUGGAAUCCGGAAGUUGGGGAGUGUUUAGCGAAUUGCCCCUCUCCGGGCGUUGCGAAUUCGGACUUUGCAACUAACCAGGAGGAGACCAAUCAUGGUGAUUACAUCAUUCUCACCUGCGACGAGGGUUUUACUUCCGGUUCGGGGGAAAACGUGUCAGAACCUUUGACCUGUGUUGAUGGUACUUGGGAUAAAGAUUUAUACUGUUACGCUAAUUAUUGCCCAUCGAUCUCACCCCCUGACGAUGGAUACGCCAACAGCCUCGUUGAGCCGUUCUAUCACGGUCGUGUCGUCACAUUUAACUGCAGCGUCGGGUUCACGUUGGUUGGGGAUUCCAAUUCGAUGUGUUAUGAUGGAAACUGGACGAAUGCCGUUCCAGAAUGCAAAGCCGACUGUUUGGUACCUUACAUUAAGAACUCCAACCUGAACGACACGACGAAUAGCACGUACGUUCCACACGAUAGCUCAACGACGCUUACUUGUAACGAUGGCUUUACGUUCGAAAUCGGAUCUGACUUCGAUGGCAUCCUUACAUGUGAUGAUGGCGUUAUUGAUAGCUCCGGAAUAGAAUGCCUCGAGUAUUGUGCAAGUCCUACAGUGCCAAAUUCUAACUGGGCUAACCGAACCGACGUAUAUCCAAAUGGACGGUCAGUUGUUGUUAUAUGUGACGAUGGCUUUAGUUCCGGAUCCGGAUUGUUGCAAGUUGAAAUACUAGUCUGUGAAGGCAGUUCUUGGAACGACAGUGUAUACUGCUACGAAAAUUGCCCCAAUAUAUCACCACCAGACGGAGGAAAUAUGUAUCCAGGUUCCGCAUCAUUUUACCACUCUAACUCGGUCUACUUCAACUGCAGCGAGAACUAUCUCUUCGUAGGCCAAUCCAAUCUAACUUGUGAUAACGGCACUUGGUCCGAUUCUGUACCAGACUGCAAGGUUCCAGAUACUGACGCUCUAAUGAUUGUGGCAAUCACCUGCACGGUAGCAGUGGUUCUCCUUGUUGUCUUUGUGAUCGUGGUUCUCAUUUGCAAAAGGUCUCGACGGAAAAGGGCUGAUAAUUCCUCCUCACCUACAGAUGCCUUGACAACUUUUAGAGGAUGCAAGGACACCUUACCCCCCAGCCCCCCGGAAAACUUUGGAAACCAACAAGAUGAUCACGAUUUUACCAUUGAAAUACCUACCCCUGGCGGUACAAUGUUUUAUGAGGAGCCAGAUUCUAUUCAGCCAUCUAUUUAUCAAACUAUUAAUAACGAAGUCGUCGAUGGGGGAUAUGAACUAACGAUAUACAAAGAGGAUCCUUGAUAUAAACUGAGAUGAACAAUUUAUUGUAGACUAAGUCACAGUAGCGUACUUAUGGGUGGGGGCUUGGGACUCUUCCCCACAAAAAAGUAACAAAUUCACGACCAAGAAAAAAAAAAAGGGAAAAGAGGAAAGAGAGAAGGGUGAAAUAUGAUAUUUUCUGAAUAUUAUGUCAAAAAUCUAUCACAAAAUUUGAUAUUUUUAAUAAAGGUGUCGAAAUUUUUGCUUGCUCGCUCGUAACUUUUUAACAAAUUUUGCCCGAUGCGCCAUAUCUAGCCUCUCAAUUUUUUUUGGCUCAUUACGCCACUGCUAAGUCACCAGCAUGUAGUAGUAUGAUUGCCCGUAAGGUAGGUUUGAUGAGUGUGUCAUAAACCUAUUCGAAAGUUAUGUUAGUUGGGAAUUACUUGAAACUUGACUCGAUAUCUGUGCCUAGGUUUCUGACGUAGCACCUAAGAAUAUGUUAAAUUCGUGUAUAACGUCGUGCCUAACGAGCAGCUUUAUGAAACACCCACCAAAUGAUUUCCACGUAGUUUACAACAUUAUUUACCAGAGAAGAUAAAUGAGCUAAAUGCCGAUUUGCAUUUCCUGUUUUUUAAUGCUCUAUAGUUCAGCGUAAUGAACUGCGUUAGAUAGGGUGUAGUUUCCGGCAUAGCGCUGCAACUAAUACAUUCUUGUUGCUUUUUUUUCUGUUUUGUAUCUCUCCUUUCCCCCUUCUCCCUUUAUAUAUUUCCGUCUUCUCUGUCUCUCUAUCUAUCUCCCACUAUCUCUUCUAUUCAAUAGUUAACAGAUAUUAUAAUUC